Molecule: messenger RNA, 984 nt
Organism: Tetrapisispora phaffii CBS 4417
Lineage: Eukaryota; Fungi; Ascomycota; Saccharomycetes; Saccharomycetales; Saccharomycetaceae
Gene: MTE1
Product: Mte1p
Exons: 1
Coding region: 1-984 (327 amino acids)
Source: RefSeq, a predicted model, not a curated record
AUGAACUCACAUAUUACAGAGUAUCAGUGUCAAUACACCGAUCAAAUCAGAAAAAAGAAUAAGGUAUGGCAUGAUGGCAAACUAAAAUAUUUCCAAAUCAAUGAUAAGUUUCAGCUAUUCAGAGAAGAAGAUAAUAUACAAAUAUCAUCUCAAUUUAUUACAAAUAAAAAAGAAGUAGAAUAUAUACUUGAUCCUGAGAAUUUUGAUAAUAUUGAACAUAAAAUAUUUGGUAAAUAUAUAGUAAUAAUAUUGGAGAAAAUAAACGAAUAUGACAAAGAAGUGAAGAUCACUCUUAAACAUAACAAUAUCCCUCCAUCUCAAGCGAAUACUAUUCAUUUCAAUAAUAACACACUGCAUUUAAAUGGCCAAUCAGUAACUAAUACAAAAUCCAAUAGUCUCCAAGGGAAAGUAAUAGUAAAGAAACCUCUUUCGAGGAUCAUAACAUCGAAAGUGAUAGCAGAUACUUCCUCUAUUUCAGGAACUUCUUUAGCAUUAAAAAUGAAUAAGCCUUUUAAACGUCCAAGAAUGGCUAAUCAUCCGGAUUCUAAUCUUUCGAGGAAGAUCGUUAAAAAUAGGCCUAGUGUGAGAACUGAUAACGUAAGAUUAAAAGAAGAAGAUACAAGUAACAAUGAUACUAAUAUCAAGUCAAAUGAACUUCAUAACAAUGAUGCUAAUACCAAUUUAAAUAAACCUAAACCUCCUCUAAUUCCGAGUGAAAAUGAGAAGUUGCAAGCCAAUGUCGAGGAAACAUUGGUUGAGAAGCAAAGUACAAGUCCAAUUACAAAUAAUAUCAUCAUAGACAAACAUUACGCACAAGAUAAACCACCGUUGGAGAAGCAAAUUAAUACAGAUAAUAUUCUUCCAGAAGAGAAAAAAAUUUCAAAAUCAAUCAUUCAAAAGUUACCAAAUAAACAAUCAUCAUCGAGGAUAAUUAGUGGUAGAACUAAAAUACGUAGCAUUAGUCAUAAACCUAUUAGUCUCUGA